AUGGCAAAUGUACCAUUUGUACAAGGUGAUCCGAAUGUUAAAAUUCACAAUAAAGAUGAAAAAGAAGAUGAUCGUUUAGAAAUUUUAUCAUCUAUAAUUAAUAAUCGUUUUAAAAUAUUAAAACGACUUGGUUCAGGUUCUUUUGGUGAAGUUUUUCUUGCUAAAGACAUAACAACUAAUUUAUUAUGUGCUAUUAAAACGGAACGAAGUGAUUCAAAACAUCCACAAUUACGUAUUGAACAACAAAUAUUUUUAAGAAUGGAAAAUUGUUAUCCAUCAAUGAUAGCUCUUAUUGAAGAAAAAGGUUUUAUUAUUCUUGCUAUGGAUUUAUUAGGCCCAUCACUUGAAGAUUUACUUAAUUUUUGUCAAAGAAAAUUUAGUAAAAAAACAGUUCUUAUGUUAAUUGAUCAAGCCGUAUUGCGUAUUCAGCAUAUGCAUGAACAAUAUUUAAUCCAUCGAGACUUAAAACCUGAUAAUUUUCUUAUGGGUACAAGACAAAAAGCAAACAUAUUACAUGUUAUUGAUUUCGGUCUUUGUAAACAAUAUCGAGAUCCAAUUACACAUAUUCAUAUUUCAUUAACCUAUGGUAAAAGUUUAACAGGCACUGCUCGUUAUGCUAGUAUAUAUACUCAUCGAGGAUAUGAACAAUCACGUCGUGAUGAUCUUGAAGCAUUAAUCUAUAUUCUUAUUUAUUUAUCUAAAGGCGAAUUACCUUGGAUGGGUAUUAAAGCAAGUGAUAAAAGAAAAAAAUAUGAAUUAAUUGCAAUGAAAAAAAUGAAUAUAACAUCAAAUGAAUUAUUUAAAAAUUUACCUAAACAAUAUAAAAUUAUAUAUAAUUAUAUUCGUUCAUUAACAUUUCAUGAAAAACCUGAUUAUCUAUAUAUACGUUCACAAAUUCGAUCUAUUUUUCUUAAGUAUCAUUAUAAAUAUGAUUAUAUUUAUGAUUGGUAUUAUAUUGCUAAACGAAUGAAAAAUAUUUUAGAUAAACAAGAAUAA
Molecule: messenger RNA, 996 nt
Organism: Rotaria sp. Silwood2
Lineage: Eukaryota; Metazoa; Rotifera; Eurotatoria; Philodinida; Philodinidae
Source: the annotation of a GenBank genome assembly